Rana temporaria (common frog) is the source of this 1111-nucleotide messenger RNA. RefSeq names its product phospholipase A2 inhibitor and Ly6/PLAUR domain-containing protein-like. Lineage: Eukaryota; Metazoa; Chordata; Amphibia; Anura; Ranidae. The record is from RefSeq and is a predicted model, not a curated record. The transcript is spliced from 5 exons. The coding region runs from base 96 to 722 and encodes 208 amino acids.
UAAAUAUCAAUCCCAUGGAUACCCAUUACACAGGAGCGAGCAGACUUGUCUACCAACUCAACAACCUACAAAACUGAAUUCCAGUUUCCAUAAUCAUGAAUUGCAUCCUUGCCUUCUUAAUCUUCAGUGGCGUGAUUGCUACGGGCAGCGCCAAGAGCUGCUACACAUGCAAAGUCCUCGGUGAAGGAAACAAUGACUGUCCGGGUGAUCUGCAGGAGUGUCCAAAUGAAGAUGAUUUUUGUGUAAAUCAAAGAGAAUCCAGCAGGAUAGUUACUCCUUCAGGCAUUGAUAACAAAGUUACAAUCAAAAAAGGAUGCAUGCCUAUCGCUAACAAGAAUGUUUGCCAACAACAACCAAUAGCACUAGAUUGCAAUGAGAUGACGUUUUCCCUGUACUCUGAAUGCUGCUUUGAAGAUGAAUGUAAUUUGAAAGGGCUCCAAAUCCCGGCAGACAACACAACCAAGAAUGGUCUUGAAUGCCCAACCUGCUUUGUGGAGGAGAAGGAAGCGUGCCCAAAAGCCGAACCGAAAAAAUGUACCGGCAAUGCAAACAUAUGCUUGGACUUCACAGGCCAUGUACAACGCCCAGAUGACGCAAAUAAAUUAUAUGCAUUUCAAGGUUGUGCCGAUGAAAAUAUAUGCAAGAUUAACCUUAAAGAUUUGCCCGGAUGUGAGGUUGGUGACGAUGCCAAGCUUACCUGCACCCAAAAGGAGAACGUUUGAUGGAUUGCAGAGUUAACAAAGCUGUCUAGUUAUUUAGUUAUAUGCUUUACAUUGAUCCUGCCCAGCAUGCUGGAGAUCACCGCCUCCUCUCGCCUUCUUGUUUUCUGUCUGCUGCAGGUUGCAUUGCGGAGCAACAUCCCACCACCAAUGUAGUAGUGCUGAGGCCAUGUGAUACCAUGUCUUUGAAGUCCCAGUCCUCUAUGUGGCCUAAUGUUUGUGAGGGUAGGUAGCCCGCUCAUGGGUUUCUAGUCCCAGGUACACUGGGCAAUUCCUUAGAAGACAACAGGUUGAGCAAUGAGUAACCAAUGCAAGCGGGGCGGCAGAACCAGCAAGCUGGACAUUUAUUACGCUUUACUAAUCUGCCUUAAAGUGCUUGUAAACCUCAGACA